AUGGUGUUUGAUUGCCGACAGCUCGCAAACGGCUCAAGAGAUGAAUGGUUUCAGUUUGUCCAUGUCUACCCAAGGCAGCCAGACCAGCGAGCGAUGUCCUAUCUCCUGGCCACUCAAAUCCGAGAAAGAAGCUUUAUUAGUAUUAUUUCAACUUUCCUUCAUGUCCAUCCAUUUGGAGCCAACAUUGAAUACCUGUGGUCUUAUCUACAACGACUAGAUGCUAAGAUAUCUUCGGGUGAGAUCGAGAUGUUGCUCUCCCAGCUGCCGCACAUGUUUAAACAGGAAUUCACUGGUGUCGGUGCCACACUGGAGAAGAGGUGGAAAUUCUGCGCCUUCGAAGGGAUUAAGACAGUCAGCCAGUGAGCCGAGAGUAGAGGGCUUCAUUAAUCGAUUUCCUGUCGCAGUUCAAGGUUUAUCCAUCAGUGAAUGUGAACUCUGGUAACUAUGAGGACGAUUAAGGCUGCAGAGCCAUUCAGGCUUGAGAUCAAACUGCUGUUGUAUCUCUGGUGACUAAAAACCUAUCUGUGCCCUGGUUACUGACCUGUGUCAGAAUAUCAGAAACUCCCAUUACCUGACUCCUUGCAACCCCUCGAGAAUGAGGGGGGGGAAGCAAGGGCAUUGCUUGGAGAUCAUACCAAACCACCGUGAGGAGAAAAGUUGGAAAUCGUUGGAAAUACCCGCGGGUGACUACGCUGGAGAGAGAACCGCAUUCCGAUGAUCCAGAAACUGGCUGCAAAGUUCAGACUUGGGGGGGGCUGUUACCACAGAAAGGGCCCUGCUGUGGGCAGAGCAUGUUGGGAAACACGCCAAGGCACAGAGCUCAAGAAAAAAUACGGGAGCCCAGAGUGAUGCCCCACUUCCUCAGGCACAAUACAGACUGAGGUCUCUCUCUCGCUCUUCCUCCUCACUGUGAGGGUCAGACUGAAAGCACCAAGGGAAUCGUGAUUCUUUUCUGCUUCCUGAUACACAUGACCUUCAUACUGGCUGCACCGCACAGAUGGGAAAAUCUUACUAUUGUGCAAUUUAGAAAUAAAUUAUUUUUUAUGAAAAUUGAA
Molecule: messenger RNA, 1055 nt
Organism: Rhincodon typus (whale shark)
Lineage: Eukaryota; Metazoa; Chordata; Chondrichthyes; Orectolobiformes; Rhincodontidae
Product: ecto-NOX disulfide-thiol exchanger 1-like
Exons: 4
Coding region: 1-363 (120 amino acids)
Biological process (GO): ultradian rhythm
Cellular component (GO): external side of plasma membrane; plasma membrane
Molecular function (GO): protein-disulfide reductase activity
Source: RefSeq, a predicted model, not a curated record